Molecule: messenger RNA, 4221 nt
Organism: Mercenaria mercenaria
Lineage: Eukaryota; Metazoa; Mollusca; Bivalvia; Venerida; Veneridae
Exons: 6
Coding region: 193-3903 (1236 amino acids)
Source: RefSeq, a predicted model, not a curated record
UAUUCUGGACAUAUCCGUAGCCCUGAUCAACCUAUAAAGAAACGGGCCAGUCUAUUUAUAGAAUAGCUGAUUUCGACAUGCGCAUUAAAGUAUAAACGCAUUCAAUGUUGUAGAUUUGUUUGGUUUAAAAUGGCUGAAAUGAGCCCAGGAAUAAGAAAAUAACACAGAUAGUCAGAUAAAACUGUGAACGUAAUGGCACAUCAGCGCCAUUUAGAGAAGACAAAAUACAGACAAUGGGUGAAGGCCGGGCUUGGAUUGACAUAUCUGACAGAAGGAAUAGCACCUUUUUGUGAAGACAUCGCAGAACUCCAACAUAAAGACAUCUUAGACAACAUUAAACAAACAAAGAGUCUAUCAGCAGUAACAUGUGGUCAAUGCAGCUGGACGACACUUAGACCUGACCAUGCAAAAGGAGGAAACAGAUCAUGUACGUUAGGUCAAAGAAAUUGCAACUGCUGCAAUCCUGCUGGUAAAAUUACUUGCCCAAACAAAGUAUGUGGCGCCAUCUAUGAUGCAGUUGUAACAAGCCACGGAUUUACACCGCCAGCGCCUUAUUGGAAAAACACUGAGACACAGCAUUGGUGCACAGACCCAUGGUCUAUCGCUAAAUGUUUCAUCAAUGCCCCCGGAUACGACAAGAAAACAUCAGCAGCCGAUAUCGACUGCAUCGGGUUACUACACUUGAUUCGGAACAACCAGUAUUUUCACAAUCAUGUCCAAUGCACAAUUACUCCAACUGACGUCUUCUUAAAGGUAAUAGCGGACAGGAACGAGAUAUUUCACUCAAGUACAAUGGAACUAGAAGAAACAGAAGCAAAUAGUUACAUAGAUGAUAUGAUAGCUGUUCUUCAAGAUGGUAAGGAGUUGAACAAUCGACAGGAUGCUAAAGACGCUGUGAAGAAACUUGAAGAACUCAAGAACAAAGGCUUCGUCAUUACUACUGAAAAUGAAGCAAACAUUCUCAGAGUUGUCACUGAAGAAAUUAGAGGUAUGUUAGAGAGAUUUGAAAAUAAAACAGAAGAUCUAGCAACAAAGGCAGAGUGUGAUAGACUUCGAAAACAACUCUCAGAACUAACAUCGGUCAUAUCGGAACUAAAAAAGGAGAUGAAAAGACUCAAGGCAGAUGUUUCGUCUCAACAAGAACCUCCUGAUUAUGAGCGGUCCAAACUAGAGUUACAGACAAGGUUGAUAGAGUUUUACAGAGAAAAUAUACUACGCAUGUCUGCACUUCCACAACAACAAGAGAGUAAUCUUUGUGACUUUAAAGAUGUAUACGUUAGAACACGAAUGGUGAUUGAAUCAAAAGAUGAAUUAAAUAAUGAACCAAAGCUUGAAGAUGUUCGAUCGAUGUCUGAUAUUUUUGCAAAAGAUGGUAAACCUAUGAAAUCCAUCUACGUUCUCGGAGAAGCAGGAUCCGGUAAAAGUUGCUUCUGUAAAAGUUUAGUAAAUUAUUGGUGUUUGGCACAUUCUGACGGACAAAAUAUUGAAGAUGAGUUCAGUGGGGUCAGGGAAAUGAAGAAAUUUAAUUUUGUGUUUCUCCUUCCUCUCCGUCAUUAUAUAGAUAAGAUGAAAAUCAAAGAAAUGCUUGAGGAAAAGUACGAGCACCCUGCUCUUAAGAAGCUUCUUGAAUGUGAGUCUCGAACUUGUCUCGUUAUUCUUGAUGGUCUUGAUGAAUGGGCUCCCCAAGGGUCAAAGUGUCCUCCUGAACGCGGCGCAUUGAAGGAAUAUACCGUCAUAACUAGGUCACGAUCAUGGAAAAUUGCUACGUUAGGAAUAAGCGAUAAUGAGAUACGACAAAAGAUUAGUCUUAAAGGGUUUGAUGAUAAAACAACUGUAAAGAACAUGAUUAAAAAGACGGUCCCAAUAUUGAACAAAAUAUUUAAGAAAGAUAAAGUUUCAAGUGACUGUGAAAAGGCGCUUAAAAAUAAAUCAGUGGCAAGUCUAAAACAUACAGCAAUUACGCUGAAACAGUUGAUUUGCCUGUGGUAUGACGAGAAACUUCAUGGUGGAACCUCAAGAUGUGCCCUAUACACAGAAAUGCUUGAUCUGUUCUUUGACUGGCAGAAGAAGAAAGACCCCGACGAUCCCCGAUUCAUAGAAAUGAUGAAACAAUCAGAAGACCUGCAAAAUGUAAAACUUCCUCUCUAUCUGAGACAUACAGAAGUCUGUAAAUUAUAUAGUUACAUCAUUCAUGACGUAUCGCGGCUAGCUUAUGAAACAUUGUUCAAUAACAUGAAAGAAACAUCUUUGUCAUUUGACAGUUCUACCUUCGAACGACUGAAAAUAACAAAUGAAGUUAAAAUCUGUUGUUUGAAAUUGGGAAUUUUGUCUGAAAAUAAAUGUCAAAGCCUGUCUGCAAGUAGAAAUCGAAGGUCGAUUAUUGCAUUUGUUCACAAGACAUUUCAAGAAUAUCUGGCUGCAAUAUAUAUUGCUAUCAAAUUCAACGCUCAUAUCGUAUCGUCGGCUGACUCGGGAAAUGAGGAUUUGUCUGAUAAGUGUGCGGCAUUUUUUCAAAGAGUUUUUUCCAAGUGCACUUCUUUGAACGACAUAUUAGAACAAGCAAAUGUAUUUAUUAUGCUAUGCGGUCUGGAGCCUCGAAUCGCUACAUCCAUUUCAAAGUAUAUAUACGAUAUUGUUACAACGGACAAACGUGUUCUAGACUACAGACGAACAAUAGAUAAUGAAUAUAGACAUAGAGAUCUUAUAUCAAAUGUCCAGGGAUGUAUUUUAAACUGUAUAGAAGAAGUACAAGCAUGUCAAACUCGUAUACAGUCUAACUUUUAUCUAGGUGACAUUUUGGUAACGCGGGCGUCACUUUGUGAUAAAUUCUGCUCAAGUGUUGAAAAACAAUACCUUUCUCCUGACAGUGUCAUUUCGCUUAGAACUGAUUCAUAUCAAGUGAAAAAGAACAUUGAAAGAGUAUGGAAAUGUUUGCAGAAAUGUCAGCAUAUUGAAGCAAUGCACAUUGAUUACGGUACAAGCAGUAAAUUUGAUGAUGAAGAGAUCAAUUCUAUCUGUGACGUAAUUGAAAGAAAUAAUUCAACAUUGAAAGCACUGUCUAUAGCUUUUUCCCUUCAGAAUAUUGGGAAACCUAUACAAAAAACUAUAGUCCGUCGUCUGCCUGAUAUGAGUAAUCUUGUCACAUUAAAUAUAGAGAAUCUCACUGUGCAACAUGAAGACUUUACCUCACUAUGCACUUUCCUAUCAGGUAACAGUCAUCUUGAACAAAUAUCGAUUUUCAAUACACGCUGUGAGGGCAGUACAGACAGUAUGCCCCGUAUGUGCUGGAAUCAACAUGAAGUAGAUUUAUCAGAGCAUCAACAACUACAGUACCUGAAGUGUUAUGACAAUGUCACUGUGACUCGCGUUAACACUUCCAACCUAGAAAUAUUUAAAUGUUUAUUAUUGAAGAACACAAAUUAUGUGAAAGUAUUAGAUAAUUUAAGUACAGCUUACAAAUUAGUUCAUUUGUGUUACGAUAUCAUUGGUUCAGAUCAACAUCAUUCAUAUCAUACUGUAACAGACAAAUGGAUCACAUUGUUGCCAUUAUUACACCAGCUCUGUAACCUUACUUUAAGUCGUUUUACAUUUACUGGCAAUAUAAUGAAAUUUCCCUCUGAGAUGAAGAGUAUGAAGAUCAUUGAACUUUUUGUAGUCAGAAUGAGCUUGACAACAUGGCGGCAGUUUGUUGAUAGUCUUCCUUUAGUGCCGCUAUCUGUAACGGUGGGAGUAGUGAACAUGUGUAUAACACGAGAUGGAGAGGAAUGUAACCCUGAUAUAGCCUGGUGGAGAGGAAGUGGAGGAGAAGAAGCAGCUGCACGGCAGUAUAUUAGACAAAAGGACGCGUUAUUUAAUGUGGAAUAUGAAAGUGGUUAUGAAUUUUAUUUUUCAACGAAGAAGUAGUAUAGUCAUCAGCAUAAAUCAUUACUGUUAUAAUACAGAUGACCGUGGGAGUUGUUGCACAUUUCAUAACCUCUUAUGAAUAGACUCAAUCAAACCGAGUCUGCUAUUAUUCUCCUUGGUUGCAUUAUGUGCCUCCAAAGGAUAUUUUUACAGAUUCUGUUAUUUUGUACUGAUAGUUACAAUAACGGAAGUGUGUCAAAGUUGUAGACAUACAUGUAACCAAUUUCUAGUGUUAUAUUUUAGAAGAGUAUAAUUACCAUGAGGUAAUUAAAAUUAAUUUUAUGUUUUGCUAAACUAUUUUAUUACUUGUUUUUUUUA